UAAUAAAAAAAACACCUAAAAUGUGACUAAAAGUACUUCAUAUAAAUCUGUCAUUUUGUCGUUUUUCUUGUCAGAGCCUAUCUGUACUGAUUAAAGGUCCAUUGUCUCAACGUUUAUUUCCCAAAGGUUUAUAUUCAAUCUAAAAAUGUAAAGCUACUUUGGCAGAUGUGCGUGCGUUGGAUUGCGGCUAGUGUCGCAGUUGACCAAAACCCAAUGGCCAAAGAGAAACCCCUCUGGUCUUCAAUGCGAGACAACAACGACUUUACGCUUUUUGACUGCUAACGCAUUCCGUUCCAGUAGUCUGUGGAACCAAAGCUCCUAUGGUGGAAGUUCAUUAUCAGCAUACAUUGUGAUCUAGACGUUAAAAGCCAACUUGUGAUUGGCUAUCUUGUGAUUUGCAUUGCAGCAACUUCCAGCACCUUCCCAAGCCGCCACAAGGAGUUUCUAGAGCGCCACGAGGCAAGGUGAUCCAAAUAUUAACCAUCCCAACCCAGAAGCAGGUGUGGUAAAUGGCUGUCUCAGGGCCAGUGGUCUGGUACUAUGUUGGGGUGGAUGUGGGGACAGCCAGUGUGAGGGCUGCUCUGGUCACCAGGGAGGGCCAAGUGAAGACCACUGCAGAGGAGUCUGUCAGCAUCUGGGAGCCUCAGUCCGACCAUUACGUCCAGUCUUCCGCUGACAUCUGGUCUAAGUGUUGUAGAGCAGUCCGGAGAGUUACCCAAGGAGUUCCAAAGAGCCAGGUCAGAGGGGUGGGUUUUGACGCCACCUGUUCCCUUGUGGUCUUGGACCAGAACUUCCGGCCUGUAGCCGUGAACAAGGACGGCAAGGCUGAGAGGAAUGUGGUGAUGUGGAUGGACCACCGUGCUGCCGAGCAGGCUGCCCGCAUCACCACCACUGGCCAUAGGGUCCUGAGCAGGGUUGGGGGGGUGAUGUCACCGGAGAUGCAGCCCCCCAAGCUGCUCUGGCUGAAAGAGAACCUGAGAGAGACCUGCUGGAGGGACGCCGCCCAUUUUUUUGACCUCCCUGACUUUCUGUCCUGGAAGGCCACAGGUUCUCUGGCCAGGUCUUUAUGCACUCUGGUGUGUAAGUGGACAUACUGCCCCACAGAGAAAUGGGAUGACAGCUUUUGGACAGCCAUUGGUCUGGAGGACUUACUGGAAAACAACCAUUCCAAAAUAGGCUCGGUAACCUGCUGUCCUGGGAGCCCAGUGGGAAAAGGCCUCACUCAGGACGCUGCAGCUGAACUGGGGCUGGACCUGGGCACUGCAGUGGGAGCCUCUCUUAUUGAUGCCCAUGCUGGAGGCUUGGGUGUGAUUGGUGCAGAUGUGAGUGGUUCCUCACUGCCUUGUAAGCACCAGCCAAUGACAUCGCGCAUGGCCAUGAUUUGUGGGACAUCAUCCUGUCACAUGGCAAUCAGUCAGGGACCCCUUCAUGUCCCUGGGGUCUGGGGACCCUACCUGUCUGCCAUGGUGCCUGAGAUGUGGCUCAAUGAGGGAGGACAGAGUGCUACUGGAAGACUGAUUGACCAUGUGGUCAAAGGUCAUGCAGCCUUCCCCCAAUUACAGGAGCAUGCUGUGAAAAGUGGGGAACAUGUCUACAACUACCUAAACAGACACCUAUCCUCCAUGUCUGAAGACUCGGGGACUCCCCUGGAUCUUCUGGCCUCCAGCCUCCAUGUCUGGCCAGACUUUCAUGGCAACCGCUCACCCCUGGCUGACCCCACCCUGAGGGGCAUGGUGGUUGGCCUGUCGCUGUCCCGCACCCUGGAUGACCUGGCUUUGCUUUACCUGGCCACUCUACAGGCCCUGGCUCUGGGCACCAGACACAUCCUGGAGGCCAUGACGCAAUCAGGCAAUGACAUCACAACCCUCUUCCUGUGUGGCGGGUUGAGUAAGAAUCCUCUGUAUGUCCAGGUUCAUGCAAACGCCACAGGACUCCCUGUUGUCCUGCCUGCCCAGACAGAGGCUGUGUUGGUGGGAGCAGCUGUCCUGGGAGCCUGUGCCUCCUGUGAUUAUAGCUCUAUACAGGAGGCGAUGGAGAAAAUGGCCAAAGUGGGAAAAGUUGUUCAGCCUGACCACGAGCUCCAGAGCUUUUACAGUAAGAAGCACUCUGUGUUCCUGCGUCUUCAUGUCCACCAGAGGGAGUACAUGGCCCUUAUGAAUGCCUGACAGAACUAGGAGGUUCCGGAAAGAAAAGCUCCAGUUCCAGCGUAUUGCAAUAGCUCUAUAGCAGGCAGUAGUCCCAACAACAAGGAAGAUCAAGCUGAAUGGGAUUUCAG
Molecule: messenger RNA, 2275 nt
Organism: Esox lucius (northern pike)
Lineage: Eukaryota; Metazoa; Chordata; Actinopteri; Esociformes; Esocidae
Gene: fggy
Product: FGGY carbohydrate kinase domain containing
Exons: 16
Coding region: 510-2165 (551 amino acids)
Biological process (GO): carbohydrate metabolic process
Molecular function (GO): phosphotransferase activity, alcohol group as acceptor; kinase activity
Source: RefSeq, a predicted model, not a curated record